Molecule: messenger RNA, 1797 nt
Organism: Colius striatus (speckled mousebird)
Lineage: Eukaryota; Metazoa; Chordata; Aves; Coliiformes; Coliidae
Gene: FNTA
Product: farnesyltransferase, CAAX box, alpha
Exons: 9
Coding region: 182-1267 (361 amino acids)
Biological process (GO): protein farnesylation; protein geranylgeranylation
Cellular component (GO): protein farnesyltransferase complex; CAAX-protein geranylgeranyltransferase complex; cytoplasm
Molecular function (GO): protein farnesyltransferase activity; CAAX-protein geranylgeranyltransferase activity
Source: RefSeq, a predicted model, not a curated record
GCCCUGCGACACCUGCCGCCGCGGUCCGACAGGAUCCGGCGACUGGCGGGCUAGGGCCCUCCCUCAGCGCCCUCCGCGCCAGGGGAGGCGACGGCGAGCCGCGCGGCCGCUCUGCUCCCGCCGCUGCCUUCGCCCGCCUCUCUGGUUCCGCUAGAACCAGCUUGGAAGCGGCAGUGGCGCAAUGGCGGCGGAGGGGACAGCGAUGGCGGAGCUGCAGCCGGAGGGCGAAGGCGGUGGCGAGCCGGAGGGCAGCUUCGGACAGUUGCCGGAAGAGGAGGAGGAGGCGGCAGAGGGAGAGGACGCCGGCUACGUGCUCUACCGGGACAGGAAGGAAUGGGCGGAUAUUGAACCUAUCCCUCAAAAUGAUGGGCCAAAUCCUGUUGUUCAGAUCAUCUACAGUGAAAAAUUUCGUGAUGUCUAUGACUACUUCAGGGCUGUUCUGCAGCGGGAUGAGAGAAGUGAAAGAGCUUUCAAGCUAACAGCAGAUGCCAUUGAGUUAAAUGCUGCGAACUACACAGUAUGGCAUUUUCGGAGAGUCCUCCUGCAGUCUUUGGGAAAGGAUCUCCACGAGGAGCUAAAGUAUAUUACAGCUAUCAUUGAAGAUCAGCCAAAGAACUACCAAGUCUGGCAUCACAGAAGAGUGUUGGUGGAGUGGCUGCAGGAUCCAUCCCAAGAGCUUGAGUUCAUAGCUGACAUUCUGAACCAAGAUGCCAAAAAUUACCAUGCUUGGCAACACAGACAAUGGGUUAUUCAGGAGUUCAAAUUAUGGGACAAUGAACUGCAAUAUGUAGACCAGCUUUUGAGGGAGGAUGUGAGAAACAACUCUGUUUGGAACCAACGACACUUUGUAAUUUCCAACACCACUGGCUAUGAUGAUCCAGCAGUCCUAGACAGAGAAGUCCAAUACACUCUUGAGAUGAUCUUAGCAGUGCCACAUAAUGAGAGCGCUUGGAACUAUUUAAAAGGGAUUCUGCAGGAUCAUGGUCUUUCCAAGUAUCCAAAUCUGUUACAGCAACUGUUGAAUUUACAGCCCAGCCACAGUUCACCCUAUCUGAUUGCCUUUCUUGUGGACAUAUAUGAAGACAUGCUUGAGAAACAGUGUGAUAACAAGGAAGAAACACUAAACAAGGCACUGGAGCUGUGUGAAAUUCUGGCUAAAGAAAAAGACACCAUCCGAAAGGAAUACUGGAGGUAUAUCGGAAGAUCCCUUAAGAACAAGCACAGCUCAGGCACUGAGCAGAGCACACUGGCUGACAAGCAGCAGUAACUGGACGUGGAAGGAAAUGGUGUUAAACUCUCAAGAUGAUCUAAAUCAGUACUACAUAGGGUCAUUCCGUAGUUUAAAAUCCACUGUAGCAGUAUUCCCCUGGUGAAGAAGUGUUGCAGUGAGAGGAGUGCAGAGUCCUCUGUAGUCUUGGGUCACUGCCGCUCCUCGUGAUAGCUCUAAGUGCAGUCAAGAAAUACUUUAAGGCUUAACUACUGACACAUCCCAAAUAAAGGGGUUAUUUCCUAAUACUACAUACAUAAAUCUGUACCUACUGUUUAUAAGGUACUAAGUCAAUUUCUCAUGUCAUGGCUUAUCUGCUCAUGGUUCCUCACACAGUCACAUCAGGUGCUGCAGUAAUGACUGCAGGUAACUUAGCUGUCAGAGAUACCCUACUUCUGGUUAUACAAGCAGGCACUGCAGUUGUUGCCUUAUGUAGGAGCAGCUGUGCAAGACUGUCAGCAUGUGCUAUUGUAUGCAACUAACGCCAAGUGUCAUUUCAUAAUAAAUGCAAAUAAAGCAUUUGUCUAAAA